Molecule: messenger RNA, 1992 nt
Organism: Babesia bigemina
Lineage: Eukaryota; Apicomplexa; Aconoidasida; Piroplasmida; Babesiidae
Product: CAF1 family ribonuclease containing protein, putative
Exons: 1
Coding region: 1-1992 (663 amino acids)
Cellular component (GO): cytoplasm
Molecular function (GO): RNA binding; 3'-5'-RNA exonuclease activity
Source: RefSeq, a predicted model, not a curated record
AUGUAUGCUUCGGCGAAGCUCCUGGCGACGGGCGCCACUGGUAGCUGCUGCGUAGAAUUGGAUGCGAUUCGCGCUCUGAAUACGAUAAGGCAUGUCUAUUGUUGGGAUUCCUGGUCGUAUGCUGCCUUAAAUGCGAGGUGCCGCCGGCAGGAGCGCUGUUACAGCGUCCUCAACGAUGCCAAUGCAUCGUCAAACGCUAUCACUGGCAUGCUGUUGCAGCGGAGGCAUGGGCAUUCAGCAGUACCAUAUCGCAGGAAUAGUGCCCAUGGAGUGAAACGAUCUUUCUCCAGCGCGGCAACCUCCAGGUUGACGUGGAAGGACCACGUGCAGGAGGCACGCUCUGCUCUCCGAACGUGCGAUUUCGUGGCUGUUGACGUGGAAUACACGGGUUUGCACCUCAAGGAUGAUCGUUUCGUGGGAUUGGAGAAGUGCUAUGAAGCGCAUGCCUCUGGCGCCAAGCAGUUCGUGCCCUGCCAAAUAGGUCUGACUGCAGCCAAGUAUCUGGGCAAGGGGGUGUGGAAGAUCACCCCUACCUCCGUGUACACAAUACCGUCGUCGAACAAGUUUUUCCAGGUGAGCACGAGCACGCUGCAGUUCCUCAAGGACAACAACUUCGACUUCAACAGCUGGAUCCGCCACGGCGUGGAGCACCUCACGCCGGCCGAGGAGCGCGAUCGGAAGGCCAGUAUCGAGCUGCGCAUUAAAGAGCUCGACCAGCUGGUGAACAGCGCACCUCCUGGUACGCCAGCGGCAGCCGUGGAAUUCGACCUAUCCUCCCUGACGGCGGAGGACCGGUCGGUAGCCGAGGACGUCAUCGGUCGCAUUAAGGAUUGGAUUCGCAGCGGGGAUAACAACCCCCUGGAAAUCGAACUAGACAGCGCGUUCCAACGCCUGCUCAUGCACACAAUCAUCGGCCAGCAGUUCCCUGAGGUCUACAGCCAUUCAGCCCGUCGGGGCGACGAGAAGGUGAUCUGCAUCUACAAGUCGCAGGUCGAGUUGUACAAGCAGCAAAAGCUGACGCUGCAGGCUGAACUGGCACGCAUCGACGAGGAAAUCGGUGUGAGGGCGCUAUUCGACGAAAUAUCGCAGCACGGGAAAAUCCUUGUGGGUCACAACUGUUUCUACGACAUGCUGCACAUCUACCAGACCUUCUACGGCGAGCUGCCGGAGUCCGUGGAGGAGUUCCGCAAGCUCUGGACUGAUAAGUUCCGAAACACGCUGGACACAAAAUACAUCGCCGAGUUCCACGACGCCGUGGCAUCGACGCAACAGUCGUCCACCCUGAAGGGCCUGUUCGACCACAUGUGCGCGACUGAGCCCACUGCACCAGGCGGAACCACCAUCUCCGUCCAUCCGCUUCCCGGCACUUCGUGGGUGCUGCCGCCGGCGGUGCUUCCGCUGUUGGCGAAAACCGGCACGCCGGCGGAGAUAUCGGCCGACUCCUUCAAGACCGCCGACGGAAGCGCCACGGUCAUGCAGUCACACGACGCUGGAUACGACAGCUUCAUGACCUGCGUGCUGUUCGUGUUGCAGAGCGGCCGCAUCCUCCGGUCCAAGCACGCGAAUUGGGAUAAGCUAUGUGCGUCGUCGCCUGACGGGUCCCUCAACGCCCUUGCGCUGCUUGAGCACAUCGGGCCGUCCACCAACUGCAUCCGCCUGGUGAAAUCGCAGCCAAAUGCAAUAAACCUGGCCACCAACCGCGAGGGUAACAUGGACCGGUACUUUCUGAUGACGGGGUACCCCAACUCGUGGAAGAAGUGGGACAUCAUGAAGGUGUGGUCGCCCCUGUGGGUGUCCGUCAGCGUGAUCGACGACACCUCCUGCUGGGUGAUAGUGAAGAACGACGAGGACAUCCGCAACAUUAACCUGAUCUAUCGCAUGAUGAAGAACCCGCAGUUCAGGCUCGAGACGUAUGAGCAGUCGCGAAGCAGGAAGCCGGGCACAGACGCUACUCUCACACCCGUCGCGUCGGAUGACCGGAAGUGUAUCUGA